Vigna radiata var. radiata (mung bean) is the source of this 885-nucleotide messenger RNA. Its product is annotated as 50S ribosomal protein L23. Gene Ontology annotation, molecular function: structural constituent of ribosome. Gene Ontology annotation, biological process: mitochondrial translation. The record is from RefSeq and is a predicted model, not a curated record. The transcript is spliced from 3 exons. Gene Ontology annotation, cellular component: ribosome; mitochondrial large ribosomal subunit. The coding region runs from base 65 to 601 and encodes 178 amino acids. NCBI's taxonomy places the organism in Eukaryota, Viridiplantae, Streptophyta, Magnoliopsida, Fabales, Fabaceae.
UUUUAGGGUGAAAGAGCAGAGGGGAAAGUUUUGAAGUUUUGCAAAGGUAGUGUGGUGAGCGAGCAUGGGAAGCAGAAUGGGAAGAAGGGUGGUGCAGUUUGCGAAUCUACCCAUAAAACUUUUGAUGCCGAAAACCUUCACCAACAUCCAAGAAAUUGCACUGAAGACCAUUCCUUCCGCUUCGAAGAUCGAAAUCAAGCGUGUUCUUGAAUCCCUCUACGGGUUCGAGGUCGAGAAGGUUCAUACAUUGAACAUGGAGGGUAAAAAGAGGAAAUGGGGCGGGUUGUUGAUCGCCAAACCCGAUUACAAAAAGGCUUAUGUCACUCUCAAGAACCCGCUCUCCCUUUCGCCCGAUCUCUACCCGAUCCGAAUCAUCGAGGAGGAUAAGAGGAGGGUCAACAAGCAAACCACGUCCAGCGUCGUCGAGGAAGAGACCCACGCCAGGAGUCACUGGCUCGAUGACAGAAAAGAGACCCAGCAGCCCUUCAGGGCCCAACGGCCCUUCCGGGCCCAACAGCAUGGGCGUUUGGGCCGCCGCGAGAGUGCCAAUGAUGCCAAGUUCCCCUGGUCCAGCAUGAGAAUUGAAGUUGUAUUUCGGUAACUUGCAUCAUAAAAGUCUGAAUUAGAAGAUUUUGCAGAUUAUCAAGUUGGCUUUGUAUAUGCUUCAAAAUGUGAGGAAGUGUUUGCAAAGAGAACAACAGAAGCACCUGGUAUCUGCCGAUGGUAAAUAUUGAAUGAAAUGCAUUUCAUCACGGUAUGGAGACACUUUAUGUAUACAAAUAUCUUCUGACUAAGUAACUAUGGUAUAUCUAAAUAUUAUCAAGCUUGUAUAUAUGGAGUCCGUACUCGUAAAAGAAAAGUUUACCAAUUUUGUUCGGAAUAUAA